Molecule: messenger RNA, 837 nt
Organism: Rotaria sordida
Lineage: Eukaryota; Metazoa; Rotifera; Eurotatoria; Philodinida; Philodinidae
Source: the annotation of a GenBank genome assembly
AUGUUUACACUUUUACCAUCACUCUGUCUUAUUGGUGUUCAAUAUUUUCGACAAUGGAAGGCACCUCAUUAUCAAGAAAAAAAUAUUAUAGAAAUAUUCGAAAUUAAUGAUAAUAAUACAAAAGAAAUCCAGAAAGAUAUUCAAAUCGUCGUUGAUCAACCAACCAUUCCUUCAAAUUUAGAUGAAAGUGUUGACAGUACAUCGGAAGGAAUUAGUGAUCAAGAUCAUGGAAUUAACUUACAUAAAAAAAGAUCUCAUCGUCGACGACGUAAGACACCACUAAAUGGACUUAGUUCUGAUGAUAUUACCUAUUUAAUAAAGAAGACAGGAUUUACUCGAGAAAAUAUACUCGCAUGGUAUGAAGAUUUUCUUCGUGAUUGUCCUGAUGGUAAACUUUCAAAAAAAAAAUUUAUUGAUAUUUAUCAACAAUUUUAUAAAAAAGGUCAUGUUACAAAAUUUUGUGAACAUGCCUUUCGAUUAUUUGAUAAAGAUGGUUCAGGACAUAUGGAAUUUAUGGAAUUUCUUUUUGCUGUUAGUUUAACAGCAUCCAAAGAUCCAGUACGAAAAAUUGAACUUUUUUUCUCUAUGUAUGACAUUGAUCAUAAUGGCCUCAUUGAUCAAAAUGAAAUGAGAUCUGUUCUUGAAUCAAUUUAUGAAUUAAUGGGUGUUGACAUUAGCGAUCCAUCAAGAAUUGAUACAAAAGUUCAUGAAUUAUUUUCUAAAGUUGAAUGUGAUUCAUUAGGAUAUUUGGGAAAAGAUCAAUUUGCAAAAGCUUGUCAAAUUGAUCGACAUAUACGUAAACUUUUAAUGCCAACAACAAAAUCAUUGAAUAAUUGA